AUGGACGACGCUGGUCAGCCGCUGAGUCUGCGAGACCGCAUCCGCCAGCUCGAACAAGCCGCCAACUCGCCGCUCCAGCAGCCGCCAGCUACCCUCGCUGCGACCUCCUCCUUGUCCCCACCUCUUCGUCCAGCAUCAUCAGCGUCGCAGGGCGCGAGAACAGCUGCUACGGCGUCAGGAGAUGGACAGAUCGCGCGAGAUGACCGCGGGCGAACGGGCGGUGCGACUCGACGGACACCCUCACCCUCUCCUCCUCGCCCUCAAUUGGCCCAACUCCGCGCCCUCUACAACCAGUCUUCCGCCUCUUCUUCGUCACCAGCGAAAGGGCUGAAGACAGAGUCGGUCAAGGCGGACCCGCUGUCGGCUGCAGAAGCUCCCGUCAAGGCUGUCGAGGUUCCGCAGGCAGAAGGAUCUGCGGCGUCCAUGAGCGGUGCGCCUGCUUUACCGGCCAAGCCGAGGCCGUUGUGGGCUCACGAGAAGCGCAAGGCGGACGAGGGUCUGGCGAAGGAUGCGGAGGGGGUUCUGGCGGAUCCGCAAGAUGUGGGAAAGGAUGAGGAGGUGUCGAGGGAAGGUAGUGCGGGUCCAACAGCCUCGAAGAAACCGCCUGCUCCCCCGUCGUCGCGACCACGCUUCAUGCAGACGACGGAGACGUCCCAAGCAGCAACUCCGAGCGGCCCAGCAUUGAGUACAUCGCCUGCUCGCUCUCCCUCAUCCCCUCUACGCUCCGCGACUCUCAGUACUCCUUCACCUUCACUUGCGCCUCAGCUACCACCUCGCCGCUCUUCCACACUAGACGCCCCACCACCUCCCAAAGCAGGCAGCACAAGUCCCGCGCUCCCGCCUCGACCAUCCCAGCCCACCCUUUCCUCCACCUCGCCCAGCUUACCCGCCAAGCGACCAGACCCUCCACCACGACCAGGCUGGAUCCCUCCGCGCUCAUCCGCCAGCCCCGCUUCAGGUCGCACCUCGUCGCCCGCUCCCCCCGCUCCCUCGGGCUCACAAGCGUCCUCUUCGGCGCGUCCGCCAUUACCAGCCAAACCCGCGUCCCAAGAUCCUCUCUCCGCGCCUCUCAAACCCGCUUCUCCUUCCCCAGCCCUCCCAUCUCGCAGAUCGACUCUCCCUUCCCCUUCUCCCUCGCCCUCGCCUUCACGCAACCCCGCUACCGCCCGCAGACGCUACGACCGAGUCUUUGAUGCGUGUAUCGAGGGGAAGGAGAACGGUGAGAGGGUGGGUGCCGAGGUGGUGAGGGAGGUUUGGAGGAGGAGUAGGCUUGAGGAUGCGGUGUUGAGGCGGAUAUGGGAGGACGUCCACCCAUCGCAACCUUCCUCGUCCUCGCCCUCCCCCUCGCUCGACCGCUCCUCCUUCGCCCGCGGGAUGUGGCUAAUAGACGAAGAACUACGGCGGAGACAGUCUCAGCGACAGCAGUCCAGUAUGCGGGUGUAA
Molecule: messenger RNA, 1443 nt
Organism: Rhodotorula toruloides NP11
Lineage: Eukaryota; Fungi; Basidiomycota; Microbotryomycetes; Sporidiobolales; Sporidiobolaceae
Product: EH domain protein
Exons: 2
Coding region: 1-1443 (480 amino acids)
Molecular function (GO): protein binding
Source: RefSeq, a predicted model, not a curated record